Messenger RNA from Adineta steineri, 207 nucleotides. NCBI's taxonomy places the organism in Eukaryota, Metazoa, Rotifera, Eurotatoria, Adinetida, Adinetidae. The record is from the annotation of a GenBank genome assembly.
AUGCCUCAUCAUCUUAAUCAUCCAUUCAUGGAUGCAGCAUUAGUUGGUGCUGUUGGUUUAGGUGCUUAUGAAUUAUGGCAUCACCAUCAUUAUGGUACCUGGGGCUUUGGAAAUCCAAAUAAACAUCAAGGAGGUGGUGGUCAAGGCGGAUAUGGUAGCCAUGCAUCUGUUAAAAUCAGUGAUAUUUCUUCUAAAGUUUUAUUAUAA